UUUUCAUCACUUCCUUCCUCCACACAAGCAGCAGCCUAGCCACCGCUGCCAGCUCCAGCAACGUGGCUCCCACAGCACCAAAACAGCCUCAACCCAGACGAUGCCAGACAACAAAAGGUGUGCCUCAACCAAGGCCUCACAGCCUGCCUGCCUGAUGCUUGCCUGGGGGCUCCUGUUUUUUCUCUGGCCUGUGACCACAGCCACCCAGGGCUGCCCCAUACCCUGCACCUGCCAGAUCUUGGAAACCAUGGGGCUGAGAGUGAACUGCAAGGGGCAGGGGCUCACAGCCCUGCCUGUGCUACCAGCUCACACUCGCCAGCUCCUGCUGGCCAACAACAGCUUGCGUUCUGUGCCACCAGGCGCCUUUGACCAUCUACCCCAGCUGUGGAGCCUCGAUGUGACACAGAACCCCUGGCAUUGUGACUGCAGCCUCACCUACCUGCGCCUCUGGCUACAGGAUCACACGCCAGAAGCCCUGCUACAGGUGUACUGUGCUAGCCCUGACUUCGUCACCACCCGCCCAUUGGGCCAGCUGACAGGCUAUGAGCUGGGCAACUGUGGCUGGCAGCUGCCACCAUCCUGGGCCUAUCCAGGGGUCUGGUGGGAUAUAGCACUAGUAGCCAUAGCUGUGCUGGGCCUGGCUCUGCUGGCUGGCCUACUGAGUACCUGUACAGAGCCCCUGAACUGAGCCUAGGCACAGAAUGAUCCUGGGCCAGUAGUCUAGACCUAAGGCAGCUCUCCCGACCCACCAGCCCCAGUCAGCCCAUGCUAUCAAAAGCACACAGGAGGGGUUGGUGAGAUAGCAUAGUGGGUAAAGACGCUGCCCACUCUGAAGACCUGAGUUUGAUCCCUAGCACCACAUGGUGGAAGGAGAGAACUGAAUCCCUCAAGUUGUCCUCUGACCUCCACAAGAAUGCCAUGCAUGCACACACACAGACG
Nannospalax galili (Upper Galilee mountains blind mole rat) is the source of this 939-nucleotide messenger RNA. It is a transcript of the gene Gp9, whose product is annotated as glycoprotein IX platelet. Lineage: Eukaryota; Metazoa; Chordata; Mammalia; Rodentia; Spalacidae. The record is from RefSeq and is a predicted model, not a curated record. Gene Ontology annotation, molecular function: protein binding. The transcript is spliced from 2 exons. Bases 101 to 688 code for a protein of 195 amino acids.